CACUUCUCGAGGCUCAAGAACUUCCAACGAUCUUCAGCCUUCUCUCCACAAUACAACAACAUAACAACACAACAACAAGCUCAACCAACAUCAACCACAAGCAUGGCGCUCUGCCAGAACCGACUGCAAGAGGAACGCAAGCAAUGGCGUCGAGAUCACCCCUUCGGAUUUUAUGCAAAGCCACAGCGCAACGCUGCAGGUACUCUUGAUCUCAAAACAUGGGAGUGUGGUAUCCCGGGCAAGGAGAAGACAUUAUGGGAGGGAGGACUAUUCAAGUUGAGCGUCGUAUUUCCUGAAGGUGAGGACACUCGACGAUGGGGCCCAAGUCAAACAUACUAAUUCACGUUGCAGAGUACCCGACCAAGCCACCCAAAUGUAUGCGCCCGCCCAUCUUGUGAGUUGCGAUAGCUAAUCACCGCAGGUAAAUUCACGCCGCCUCUUUUUCACCCGAACGUUUAUCCAUCUGGUACCGUCUGCCUUUCGAUUCUGAACGAAGAGGAGGGCUGGAAGCCAGCGAUCACCAUUAAACAAAUUCUUCUCGGAGUCCAAGAUCUCCUCGACGACCCAAAUCCAGAGUCUCCAGCCCAAGCCGAUGCAUACAACCUAUUCAAGAAGGACCGACAGGCAUAUGAGCAAAAAGUGAAGAAGAUCGUUCGUGAGAACCCGGCUCCAUGAAAGGUCAACGAAGAAUGAGGAUUUGCAUUUGGGCGCACAGAAUCACGAUCACCAGAGGCGUUUAACGGGGAUUGCGACAGAGAUAUUUAUUGAUUUCGAAUGGGGGACGGAACAUAGCUUUACCUAUGGUAGAUCAGCUGCGAUGCGAAAAUGGUAACACGAACUUCCAACUUCAUCUUUCCAAUGUUGCAAACGGAGUAUACAAAACAAUUGUUGAUGCCAUAACAAGCCAUCAGAUUGUUUGCAAUACCCCGC
This is a messenger RNA of Hymenoscyphus albidus, 930 nucleotides long. NCBI's taxonomy places the organism in Eukaryota, Fungi, Ascomycota, Leotiomycetes, Helotiales, Helotiaceae. The record is from the annotation of a GenBank genome assembly.